Messenger RNA from Folsomia candida, 695 nucleotides. RefSeq lists its product as uncharacterized. The transcript is spliced from 5 exons. Bases 77 to 592 code for a protein of 171 amino acids. NCBI's taxonomy places the organism in Eukaryota, Metazoa, Arthropoda, Collembola, Entomobryomorpha, Isotomidae. The record is from RefSeq and is a predicted model, not a curated record.
ACCUGUAUCAAUUUUCACUUCAACCAUCAUCAACUUCUGGUCAUUACUACUCGCUCUCUGCAUUAAAUAAUUUGAAAUGGAACUCUGCAAAGUGCUCUUGACCUUUGCUUCUCUGGUCGUCGCGACAUCGGCGGCAGAUUGGCCACUCCCAUCGCCGGAAAAGACUUACCUCGUCCAAAACAGUGAGGAUCAUGGGCUGCUCCUCGUCCCCCAAGGUUCGGGAGAGAUGUGCAAACGACUCAGCCCAGUGUCCACUACGACCGAAUUUUCCGCACCGUACGACGAUAAGUACAAGUGGACCGUGACUGCUCCAUUUAAUUUCACCGAAGGUGUCAUCAUUUACUCGAAACGUCAAGAAUCCGGUUACAUGAUCAACAACCUGACCAAUGAUGAAAGCUACCCUCCAUACUGCUACCUCAUGUUUAGGCAUGUCAAUCUUAUUCCACGAGAAGGCUUCGGGGCAAUGUUUUCCAUUCAAGAUGUCAACUCCAGGAUGUGCCUUGCUUCCAGUGGCUUAAACAAUGGAGCACCACGUUGGCAAUCAUGCGAAGAAGUGGCUGCGCAGAUUUGGGCCUUUAUCGAAGCUCAGUAAUUUUAUCCAGGACUUGUCAAUUUUAAUCUUUUAAUCAAAAUUAAAAACCAAUAACUUACUGUACAUUUCGAUUAAUAAAUUUGGUAAACAUUCAGCAGCAUAA